This is a messenger RNA of Tympanuchus pallidicinctus (lesser prairie-chicken), 3526 nucleotides long. Its product is annotated as zinc finger protein 383-like. The transcript is spliced from 6 exons. The record is from RefSeq and is a predicted model, not a curated record. The coding region runs from base 130 to 1794 and encodes 554 amino acids. Gene Ontology annotation, biological process: regulation of transcription by RNA polymerase II. Gene Ontology annotation, molecular function: RNA polymerase II transcription regulatory region sequence-specific DNA binding; DNA-binding transcription factor activity, RNA polymerase II-specific. Gene Ontology annotation, cellular component: nucleus. NCBI's taxonomy places the organism in Eukaryota, Metazoa, Chordata, Aves, Galliformes, Phasianidae.
CUUUGUGCCACCCAGUUGGAGUCAGCUUUGUGAUUUGUAAUCAGCUUCAACCAGAGCAUUGCCAGUGCUGUUGCUGCUUGUGUUCCUGUGCAAGGCCUGCUGUGCCAUCCCCCAGGCAGUGCCCUGCAGAUGGGCUGUGGAGGGCUGGGCUGGGACAGGGACUGCUGCGUUCCCUCACAGCUCCCCUGCCAUUUCUCUUGUCCCUGCAGGCUCCAGUUCAACUUCUGCCUCCCAGCCGUGAUCAUUUCAGCUGCAGGAGAGCAGAAGAUGGCCACAGCACAUGCAUCUCAGGAGCCCGUGAGCUUUGCGGAGGUGGCCGUGUCUUUCAGCAGGGAGGAGUGGGCGCUGCUGGACCCUGCGCAGCGAGCGCUGUACCGGGACGUGAUGCUGGAGACGUACCAGUGCGUGGCCUCGCUGGCUCCACUUCCAGCCCCCAGACCCGUGCUGAUCUCCCUGCUUGAAGGAGGGGAAGACCCCUGGAUCCCAGAUGUGCGUAGCCCUGAGGCCGUUCCACGAGACCUCAGCCCAGCAGGAACUGGGAUUACAGAUAUAUUGCAGGAUCUGCAGGAAAGUGGUGUGGUCAAAUGGCAGUGGAGUGGCAUCUCUGUGGAAGAAAUCAGAAGGGAUGUCCAAGGAGGCCUGGAGCAAGGUCAGGGUGAGCAGAUCAUGGAGCCACCGGGAAAGUGUAUGUUAAAGACAGGGAGGAGCCCGUUGGACUUCAACUUAGGUCAAAAGGAGCCUGAAGAACCGAGGAGCAAGGAUGUGUGCCAGCAGAAAAAUCAGAAUCCAUGCACUGAGAGUGGAAAUAGCUUUGAAAAAGAUUCCAGUAUUGUUAACCAGCAGUGCAUGCGCUCAGCAAUGGGGCCAUACAAGUGCUCUGAUUGUGGGAAGAGCUUCAAAUGGAGAUCCCAACUCACAUACCACCAACACAUCCACACAGGAGAGAGACCCUACAGGUGCUCUGAGUGUGGGAAGAGCUUCAAAAGCAGGUCUCAUGUGAAGCAACACGAGCGCUUCCACACAGGGGAGAGACCCUACAAGUGCUGUGAGUGCGGGAAGACCGUAAAAACCCGUUUCCACCUCACAUACCACCACCGCUUGCACACAGGAGAGAGACCCUUUAAGUGCUCUGAUUGUGGAAAGAGCUUCAAAAGCAGUUCUGAUGUGAAGCUGCACCAGCAUGUACACAAAUGGGAGAGACCCUACAAGUGCUCUGAGUGUGCGAAGAGCUUCAAAAGCAGUUCUGAAUUUAAGCGCCACCAGCGCAUCCACACAGAUGAGAGACCAUAUAGGUGUCCUGAAUGUGCAAAAAGCUUCAAAAGCAGUUGUGUAUUGAAACGCCACCAGCGCAUUCACACAGGAGAGAGACCCUAUAAGUGUCCAGAGUGUGCAAAGAGCUUCAAAAGGAAUUGUGAAUUGAAGAGACAUCAGCACACGCACACAGAUGAGAGACCAUAUAGAUGUCCUGAGUGUGCAAAAAGCUUCAAAAGCAGUUGUGAAUUGAAACGCCACCAGCGCAUCCACACAGGAGAAAGACCCUAUAAGUGUCCAGAGUGUGCAAAGAGCUACAAAAGUUGUUCUGAUUUAAAGUACCACCAGCGCAUGCACACAGGAGAAAGACCCUAUAAGUGUCCUGAGUGUGGGAAGAGCUUCAGAAGGAAUUCUGAAUUGAAGAGCCAUCAGCACACGCACACGGGGGAGAGACCCUUCAAGUGUCCUGAAUGUGAGAAAAGCUUCAAACGCAGGUCUAAUCUCAGCACCCACAAGCACAUCCACAGCGCACACAGGCUGUAAAGCAUCCCCAGGAUACGGGGAACCUUCAGAAACAGUUCCAGCCUCAUUACCUACCAGCACAGCCACACAAGAUAAAGAGCCUGCAGAGCUUCUGUCAACAGUUUUUGGGCUGGUUUGGCCCAGUUCCGUGACCAGCGGGGUGGAGGGAUUUCAUAAAAUCCGUGCCUCUGGAAAAAAGGGAAACAGGGGACCCCCCCAAAAAAUUAAAAACAGCGGGAAUGACCUGAGGAGAAACAAACUGAUUUACUCAAUGUAGUAUUGGAAUGCAAGAUAACACACCAUAAUACAAUAUAAUAAGAAUUGAAGCUAAUAAAUAAAAUAUAAUGAGAGAGAGAAUGUCCGAAAGGUGGGUAGGCCUCACCACAAUGCUGAGGUGAGAUGCGCACUCCAGUUGAGCAGCAGGGUGACAGGAGGAGAGCCGACAAAGAACGGAGGAGAAAGAGCCCAUCAGGUGACCUUGCCAGGAGCUCUAUCUCCUCUCCGUGACCGCAAAGUCCCCUGGGGAAUGUAGUUCUUCUUCUCUUCUGGGCAGGUAUCCAGAACUUGAGCAUUAUCAGUUAAAUUCCCAGUGCCCAACCUGAUGUUAUGAUGUGGAAUACAAAAAACCAAAAAUCGCAAAACCAUGAUAGCUCCAAACAUGGGAAGAGCUUCAGCCAGAGCCCCAGCCUGGUGACCACCUGUGGUUUUGUGUGGUGAUGCACCUUACAAAUCUCUUGAGUAGAGGAAGAGCUCAGCUGCCAAACUAAAUCCUCUUUCUAUUUCUUUGCAUGAGAAUUAUGUUGUCCUUCAGCUGGAGUUUCUGUGUUGAGUGGCCAUGCAAAGGAGAGAAUCCAGAGUGGGAUGUAUCACAGCCACUGGAAACCCUCUGCCAGGUGGCACGUUUCAGCCAGGGCUGCAUGAAAGGAGAGUCACCUCUUACCUCCCCUGCAGAAACUCCUCUGCUGUGGGGCAGUAGGUGAGGACACAAAGGAAACCUCAGCUGGGUUGAUACGUCACCAGGAAGGAAGAAAUCCUGUCUGCAGGCCGUGUGGGAAGAGCUUCAUCUGGAGCUCAACCCUCAGUAGACGCCAGAGAACCAACCCAAGAGGAGAGUCCCAGUGAGUGCCGUGACUGCAGGAAGAGGUCUGUCCACAGCUGGCAGUUCAUCACACACCGGUGGAUCCACGUGAGGAAGCCUACAGAUGUGCACCCCGCAAGAAAAGCUUUGGCCACAACUCAAACCUGCUGAGGUACCAGAGUGUCUGCACUUGGGUGGAGUCCAAUCCGUGCCUGCACCAGUGAGUUCACGUGGCAGGAAGCCUUAGAAAUGCCUCAAGUGUGAGAAGGGCUUUGUGCAGAGUGCAGAGCUCCUCACUCACAGGAGAUGGCACUCAUGGAAGAAGUGCUACAAAUGUCCCAUGUGUGGGCAGAGCUUUUGCCAGGGGAUCCACUCAGUGCAGAGACCAUGGAAAUGCCUGCGCUGCAGGAAGAGCUCCAUCCAGAGCUCAAUCCUCAUUAAACAUUGUCCAGUCCAUGUGAUAAAUUGACCCUGCAUUUGUCUCUGGUGCAGGAAAUUUCUGUCUGGGCUGGCACCUGCUUUCCCAUGGGGAAACUCCCUACAGAGAGACCUUAAGAAUUUUGGUGAGCCCAAGGAUGAGGGAGACCCAGACGCUUCUCCCCACACAGGAGGAGUUUGCAAAGGAGAUGGCAUCACUGCCACCCUCUGCAAAAUUUAACCCAGGAUUUAACCCAG